Molecule: messenger RNA, 1173 nt
Organism: Lotus japonicus
Lineage: Eukaryota; Viridiplantae; Streptophyta; Magnoliopsida; Fabales; Fabaceae
Product: F-box/FBD/LRR-repeat protein At4g00160-like
Exons: 4
Coding region: 1-1173 (390 amino acids)
Molecular function (GO): protein binding
Source: RefSeq, a predicted model, not a curated record
AUGCAGGCAAAGAAAAUGGAGGAUAGGAUUAGCAGCUUACCAGACGAAAUCCUCUGCUACAUACUCUCUUUUCUUCCGACCAAGAAAGCUGUUGCGACAAGCAUUCUCUCCAAGAGGUGGAAGCCACUGUGGCGUUCAGUCACCACUCUUGACUUCGACGAAGCCAACUUUCGCAGAACCAAAGGGUGGCAUUCCCGCUUUGUUCAAUCUGUGCAUCGAGUUAUCCACACACCAGAUUUCCUCCAACCAAUCCAAAAACUCCGCAUGAGCUUUGUCUCUCGACACUCUGAGGUCCCUUCCAAUGUCAACGUAUGGGUUAAUGCUGCGGUGCAACGUGGAGGAUUUGAGCAUGUCGAUAUCUGCAUUUAUUCGCUAUCACCCUUAAACCUGUCUUCCAUCUUCAGUUGCAAAACUCUUGUGGUUCUCAAGUUGGAGGGUUUAGACUUGAAUACAACUGUUUCUUCUGUUGAUCUCCCCUUCCUUAAAGUUCUUCAUCUCCAAGUUUUGCAACUCUCUCAACGUCGAUGUCUGGCUCAGCUUCUUAACGGUUGUCCUGUUCUUGAAGAUUUGAAAGCAAAGGCUAUCUAUUUUAAGAAAUAUAAGGAGACUGGGUUUGAGUAUAAAACUUUAAGCAAGUUGGUCAGAGCAGAUAUUUCAGGGACAAGUACAGAUUUAUUUAGGAUGGAAGUGAUUAAUAAUGUUGAUUUCUUGCGAAUACAUGAGAUUUAUAUUAGAAUCCCACAUGAUGAUCAAUUCACUGACAUGUUUCACAAUUUAACCCAUAUUGAGCUUGGCUAUUACGAUUAUAAUACUAAUUGGAUUGAGGUAGUGGAAUUUCUCAACUAUUGCCCCAAGCUUCAAGUUCUGGUCAUUAACCAGACCCCACGGUUUGAUUACUUCCAGCUUAAUAAAGCCUAUCUAGAAGAUUGGCAAGACCCAUCAUAUGUUCCUAAAUGCAUUCAACUACACCUCAAAGAAUGUUAUUUAAAUGAUUACAGAGGCACAGAUGCGGAGUUUCAAUUUGCAAAAUAUAUUAUGCAAAAUGGAAUUUUUUUAAAGAAGAUGACAAUAUGCAGUAGCAGUGAGAUGCAGCAACAUGGAAAGCCAGAGAAUAUACAAAAAUUAUCUUCAUGCACGAGAUGUUCUGCAACUUGUGAACUUUCCUUUAAAUGA